AUGUGGCGCACAUUGCUACGUGCUCACGCCCAAGCGCAUGAUUGGGACUUGCUUGAUGAGGCGUUGCGUACUAGUGCAGCUGCACAGGCCACCAGUCUUGUGGAUAUGUAUCGCUACCUUUUAUUGCGCUUGCAACAUGCGCCGCAUUCUCGUGAUUCACACACAGAAGUCAACGCUAUUCUCGUGCAGAUGCGGCGGAGUGGGACCAAGUUGGACGAUGCUACAUUGGCGCGCCUGCUUCAUGCUCUAGCAGCCCCAGUACGAUAUGCACUAGCCUCGCAUGCCUCGUCAGCCGAGCUGGCGAUGAUCAUCGCACCUGUGCAGCGCAUGUUAGAUGCGUUCUUUGAAUGGCUCUGCCACCAUAACCCUACGUCGCCCUCGGCUACGAAGCAUACCUCUUUACACAUAUACCAAGCUUCCAUCGCAGAGCUGCUCGAAUUGGAAAUGUUCCUUCUCAGCGCGCUGCAUACGAGCAAGGCCAAGGACUUGCAUAAGCUACGCAAAGCUUGUGCCCCGUUUCCACGCAAUGCCAGUACCGAACGGAUACGCACGAAAUUGGCGCUUGUGGCCGAGGCCCUACAAGGCAAAGAAGGCCGCUAUGACCGCGUGAAAAUUUCGCUAGAUGCGAUGAGUGGUCAAUUUCGUGAUGCCACAACAUCGUUGCGUGCUUGGAUGGAUCGCGAUGCGUCCCCCGCCGCGGUGUAUGCACAACGACGUGCGUUGGUGACGCUCUUUUCACAGGCUUGUCGAGCCUCACGCUCGCGACGUCUAGAGCCAAUGCUGCAAACACUGGCUCUAGGCUCCAAUCCAACGUUGUGGGAGGACCGGCAAGGGUACGUGACCGGCGCCCCAACACUGGUACGGCUGUGGACGCGAUUCAUUGGUGCUUGGGUGCAUGGCGUUGCUGUGCGCCGAGGCAAAAGGGCAAGGAUGGCUGCUAUGCAUGAUCCUUAUGGAUGGCCUAUCAUGGAGCAGGCCCUGCCCCUACUGCAAGUCACAGCGUCGCAAAUUCCCGGGCCUUGGACGCCCGUUUGGGAUCACCCAGAGCGAUGCCGAGCCUUGGUCGCGGCCAUUCGGUCAUCCCCUCCGUCUGACACAACCUCUCAACGUGUGAAGCAUAUGGAGACGUGCCUUGAGGCGAUGCGUGUACCGCCACGCAUUCAUCGUUGGAUUCAGCGUGCCAUCGACAUGCCAGUGACAACUACGACGCCCCCCACGCGCUGA
Molecule: messenger RNA, 1224 nt
Organism: Malassezia pachydermatis
Lineage: Eukaryota; Fungi; Basidiomycota; Malasseziomycetes; Malasseziales; Malasseziaceae
Exons: 1
Coding region: 1-1224 (407 amino acids)
Source: RefSeq, a predicted model, not a curated record